GGGGGAUGCAUUGAUGGAUGGCGUCGACGGUCUCACCGAGGCGCUACCGCACAAAGGUUGAUGGGCGGAGCACAUGGAUGCUGGGUUUCUUUCUACGUGAUGGCAAUUUGAGAUUCAAUUUGGGAUGGAAAUAUUUCUUCUCUUUCAUAGGUGUUGCAGUUCAUAAUGAGGGUGCAAGGCAGAAUGAAGGUGGAUCAAGGGAGCAGAAGAGGAGACGCACAUGGGAAGCACAAGAGUUGGGUUUUGAGGAGGAUGGUAUGGCUCUUGACAAGGCAAAAAACAGGGAAGGGGUGGGCUGGUACCUCCAGACCCGCCCAAAUCCAUGAAGUUCUGGUGCUUUCUGCAGACCGAAGAACAAUUCAAUUUUAGUCUUGUUAUUUUUUUUGUUUACAACUACGUGUGUUUUUGCUUGUGUUCGGUUUUACUAGCGUUGAAACUCUAGAACUUAAGGUAAGUGAUGGGAGCCUAGUUUGCCAGUUACUCGCUCAGAUAAGUCCAAUUCAGGAUCAACGAACCUGGUUGCUUCUUUUGAGGUGGCAGUUAAAAGGACCAACGAACCUGGUUGCUUCUUUCAUGUGCGAAAUGAAAAGUUACAUUUUUUUGAAAAAAAUUGUUCGAUAAAAUUGAUAAGUCAAAAAACAUGGGUCAUCAAACGGUCUCUUAUUCACAUCCUCUGCUUUACUAAAUAAAGCAUCCACAAUAAAUAUAUAAAUAAAACUAUUUUAAAUAUCCAAUCUACCCCGGCCUCCACCAUAUACUUUCAAGUGUGUUGGCUUCACUACACCACAACUUUCUGCUCCACCGUCGCCCUCCUUAUACUCCUGCUCAGCCCGUGACUCUUCCACACCCUCUCCUCUUUCUUCAGAGGGCUUGCAACAUCAAACUCUCUUCCUCGGGGUACCCCAGAGGAAGUACCCGUAAAUGGCGCCCCAAACUAAUCUGGUCAAACAAUCUUACAUGUGUAGAUAGAUUUGCACUUCAUAUCCCUGUUUAAGUUGCCUGGAUGAGAGUUGUAACUUGUAAGAGGAGCUGUUCGUGUGGAUUGAUUUAAGUGGAAGAGCAAUCUAGGUAUUUUAGAAAGAAAAAAAAUCUUAAUUAAUGUAAAAUUUCAUAUAAGGUAAAACCUGUUUUUUUUUCUGUAUCUUAUAUUCUAAUUUGGAUGGUGUUACAAACAGAAGGAAUAUGGAAUCACCUUCCAAAGUACAUUUGCGAACACAAAAAAUAUGUUACAAAAUAUUACUCCGUAUGUCUGUGUGAUAUGCUAGUUUUUUUUUAUACUCAUUUUUAUUAUAAUAUCUGUUAGAUCUUUGAGAGUUUCGACGAUGUGACCUCCUUCUUGACAUACUCCUAUUCAUUUCUUUCUUACUCUAUCUCUCCUUAAAUAAUUAAACCUCAUCUUUUAUUUUUUCUUACGACACCAUUUUUUAACGGAGUAAUUUGAGUUUGCACCCUCAUUUUAUCGUCCAAAUUGAAAUAUGUUGAAGGCCAACAUAAUAGUUAAUGAAGGGGCAUUUUGUCUUUUCACACGGGUUAGGGUCAGGGUCGUCUAAUGAAUUUGGAGGCCCCAGUUCUAAAUAUAAAAUCAAAGCCCCAAAUUAAUAUUCUUUUGGACUUAUCUGAGCGAGUAACUGGCAAACUAGGCUCAUUAAAAAGAACUAAAAAGAGUAAAAGGACCAACGAAAAAGUCAUGCAUCAGGAUCAACGAACCUGGUUACAUAGAUGCAUGAUUUUUUCGUUGUAGCUUGAACGCAGUAGCUUGAAGUCUUGAACGUUGACUCGCUUUCAGUUUCCGUCUUUGUAGCUUGAACUUAGUUACGCAGGGGCAGACCGCUUGAGUUGGGACUUGGGGUCUUGGCAUUUUGGCUUUCGGGGAGUUGUGGGCUGCCCCAGGAAAGGAAUUUUGGGAUUGGG
Molecule: messenger RNA, 1911 nt
Organism: Cuscuta epithymum
Lineage: Eukaryota; Viridiplantae; Streptophyta; Magnoliopsida; Solanales; Convolvulaceae
Source: the annotation of a GenBank genome assembly